AUGACGAGCAUUGUUCUGCCGGAUUGUCGCGCGGAUUUCCGUGCAAAAAUAAUCGCAAAAUGGAUCGAUGUUGCUAGAUUUUUUGUUGGCGCACCGUCUACAGAUCAGUUUUUUUUCUGUUUUUUUAGCACAUCAGUAUCGCAAUUUCGAGAAUUAGCAUCAAUAUUUGAUGCAGACGAUAAUGGUGAGGAGCGACGUGCCCGACAGAUUCUUGAAGAGGAAGGAACGGCAAAAAGCUCUCCAUUAAGGCGGCCACAACUCAUCCAGAAUUGUCGUCGAACAAAAAGUGAUGUUAAUUUGGCAGAAUCACAGGGAACUGUACCAUAUUUGGGAACGUUUCUCACUGAUCUUGCCAUGAUCGAUCAUGCCAAUCCAGAUUUCACCGACGAAGGGAUGAUAAAUUUUGAAAAACGCCGAAAAGAAUUUGAAAUUAUUGCGAAAAUUCGGCUUUUUCAAUCUGCUUCACGUGCUUAUAAAAUUCCAAUGGAUAUGGCAUUUUGUUCGUGGUUUUGCUUUCUUCCGGCACUGGACGAAAAUCAGUGGUUGGUUCCCUAUCGAUACAGUUUGUUUUGA
Molecule: messenger RNA, 573 nt
Organism: Gongylonema pulchrum
Lineage: Eukaryota; Metazoa; Nematoda; Chromadorea; Rhabditida; Gongylonematidae
Source: the annotation of a GenBank genome assembly